Molecule: messenger RNA, 1635 nt
Organism: Lolium perenne
Lineage: Eukaryota; Viridiplantae; Streptophyta; Magnoliopsida; Poales; Poaceae
Product: monooxygenase 2
Molecular function (GO): FAD binding
Source: RefSeq, a predicted model, not a curated record
CGCCAUAGUCUGUUCCUGACGUGUUAUUUCCCUCGCCCGCCUAGAUGACACAUGACUAGAUGGCAAUAGCAUAGCCCGUGCACUGCUCCUCCUCUGUUUGGAUACUGCUGCGACACAGUAGGCAGCAUGCAACAAGGCGAGAGCGCCGCCGAGGCCGAGCACAUCAUCGUCGUGGGCGCCGGCCCCGCCGGCCUCGCCGUGUCUCUGGGACUAUACAGAAAAGGGAUUCGUAGCGUAGUGCUGGAGUCGUCGCCGGCGCUGCGGGCGUCCGGGUACGCCAUCACGACGUGGAGGAACGCCUUCCGCGCGCUCGACGCCCUCGGGGUGGGCGACAAGAUCAGGAAGCUCCACCUCCACAUCCAGGGGCUGCGUGUCUUCUCUUCGUCCACAGGAGAGAUUGCGCACGAGCUGGACUUCACGGCGCAGGAGAACGGAGGACCCCAUGAGACCUGCCGCGUGAGGCGUGACCUGCUGCUACGGGCCAUGGAGGAAGAGCUGCCACCAGGCACCAUCCGGUACUCCUCCAAGAUCGUCGCCAUCGACCACGACGUCGGCAGCCACACCAAGGUCCUCCAUCUCGCGGACGGCUCAACUCUCAGGGCAAAGGUACUGAUCGGAUGCGACGGCGUCAACUCCGUGGUGGCGAGAUGGCUAGGGCUCGCGAAGCCGUCCUACUCGGGGCGCCUGGCAACCAGAGGCCUUGCGCGUUACCCUGACGGCGGCCACGGUUUCCAGCCUGAGUUCCUGCAGUUCAUCGGCCAGGGCUUCCGUUUCGGCUUCGUGCCCUGCGACGAAACCGACGUCUACUGGUUCUACACCUGGUGCCCCUCCCAAAACGGUCAGAUAAAUGUUUUAGUGGCAGGGCAUCAUCUGCACUUCAUUCUCAUCUCUCAAUGGAUAGAUUCGAUCGAAAUGUCCAAGCAUUCAUGUGUAGUCGACCUAAGUGCAGACAAGGGUGUCGACGAGAGCGCCGCCACCAUGAAGCAGUACGUGCUGAACAGCCUGAGGAGCUCCAAGGUGCCCGCGGAGGCGCAGGAGGUGGUCGAGAGGAGCGAGGUGAGCGACGCGUCCGCCGCGCGUCUUCAGUUCCGGUCGCCACUCUCGCUCGUCUUCGCGAGCAUCAGCAAGGGGAACGUGUGCGUCGCCGGCGAUGCUCUGCACCCGAUGACGCCGGACCUAGGGCAGGGCGGCUGCUCGGCGCUGGAGGACGGCGUCGUCUUGGCGCGAUGCCUCGGCGAGGCAGUGGUCGCCGAGAGUGAGGCUGGCACGGAGGAGGAGAGGAUUGAGUCGGCUCUGUGCAAGUAUGCCGGGUUAAGGCGGUGGAGGAGCAUAUGCCUUGUCGGGACCGCCUACAUGGUGGGCUUCGUACAGCAGAGUGACGGUGCGAUUGUCAGCUUUCUGCGGGAGAAGGUCCUGGCUGGAGCGCUCGCGAGAAGUCUGCUGAGAAUGGCGGACUACGACUGUGGCACGCUCUGAAGCAUGUUGGGCCUGUGGCUAAUUUGCUGAUCAUAUAUGGGUGUGAUUAUCUGACAAUUAACUUAGUUCUCAGUUAAAUGAUGUUAUCAAAUUUUAGUUGUAACUGAUGAGUAACAUAAAUUAUGAUAUAAAUCGAAUGGUAUAGAACUUAAUUGAGCA